Anguilla rostrata (American eel) is the source of this 10031-nucleotide messenger RNA. RefSeq names its product fibrillin-1-like. Gene Ontology annotation, molecular function: calcium ion binding. The transcript is spliced from 66 exons. Lineage: Eukaryota; Metazoa; Chordata; Actinopteri; Anguilliformes; Anguillidae. The record is from RefSeq and is a predicted model, not a curated record. The coding region runs from base 429 to 9077 and encodes 2882 amino acids.
AGGAGCGUGAACGAAGGUAGCCUACACCUCCCAUCACUUCUAGCAGAAGUUCUUGCAGAAGAGCGAACCGUUUUGAAUGCCAUUAGACCUGGGAAGCUGGAACAAUUUUAUGCAUUGUAUGUGGUAGAAAUGACAAGGAUGGUAAACUUGAAAUAAUUCAUUUCGGCCGCGUCCUUUCGCAUCAGUGAUUCUUAUUUUUAUAUUGUGUUAAAAUAGUUUAUUCAACAACGUGCCGUCUGUAUAAAAACAUUGGCGAUUUUAUUUUUUCUCAGGCGGGUUUGAAGACUUUUUCUCCUGUUGGAGAGAAGUUCUCUCCCAAGACUACGAGUCAAGAGUUUUGGAGCGAGAAGGGGGACUUCUGAAUUAAACGCUGUUAUUCUCUGAAUAAAAGUGGAGCAUAUAACUUUCUAAAAGAAAAUCUGGGCAGUAUGUGGCAGAGGCGACUGCUGAAGUUUGCUUUGGGACUUGCAGCGGUUUUGUCGGUGGCUGUCAAUGAAGGUACUGCGGGGAAUAGCGAGGCUGACAAAGACACUGAACCGAGAGCCAGCAGAGCCAAGAGAAGAGGAGGAGGAGGUCAAGAUGUCUUGAAGGGGCCCAAUGUUUGUGGAUCGCGUUACAAUGCAUACUGCUGCCCAGGAUGGAAGACUCUCUCUGGAGGGAACCAGUGCAUCGUCCCCAUUUGCCGGAGCUCCUGUGGAGAUGGAUUUUGCUCAAGACCCAAUAUGUGCUCUUGCCCCAAUGGUCAGAUUGCACCUUCCUGCGGUUCCAAAUCUGUUCAACACUGCAAUAUUCGCUGUAUGAACGGUGGAACCUGUGCAGAAGACCACUGCCAGUGUCAGAAGGGAUACAAUGGGGCUCACUGUGGGCAACCUGUCUGUGAAAAUGGGUGCUUGAAUGGCGGAAGAUGUGUGGCUCCUAACCGCUGUGCCUGCACCUAUGGCUUCACUGGAGCACAGUGUGAAAGAGAUUACAGGACGGGACCCUGCUUUGCCUCAGUGAGCAACCAGAUGUGCCAAGGCCAGCUGACGGGCAUUGUGUGCACCAAGACGCUGUGCUGUGCCACAGUGGGCAGGGCCUGGGGGCACCCCUGCGAGAUGUGUCCAGCCCAGCCCCACCCCUGUCGUCGCGGCUUCAUUCCAAACCACCGAACAGGAGCUUGUCAAGAUGUGGAUGAAUGCCAAGCCAUUCCUGGGCUCUGUCAAGGAGGAAAUUGCAUUAACACUGUUGGAUCAUUUGAGUGCAAGUGCCCUGCCGGACACAGGUUUAAUGAAGUUUCACAGAAAUGUGAAGAUCUUGAUGAGUGUGCCAGCAUUCCUGGUCUAUGCAGUGGGGGUGAUUGUUCUAAUACAGUCGGGAGCUAUUUCUGCAAGUGUCCUCAGGGAUUCUACCCCCCUCUUGAUGGGUCCAGAUGUAUUGAUGGCCGGAGUGGGUACUGCUUCUCCAGUCUCCUGAAUGGCCGCUGUGCCAACCAAAACUCACAGCUCCUGACCAAGAUGCAGUGCUGCUGCGACAGUGGGAGAUGCUGGUCGGACGGAUCCAUCCAGGAGAUGUGCCCCAUACGUGGAACUGAUGAGUACCAGAAGCUGUGCAGCAUCAUCCAUCCAGGCCCCAUUGGACCUGGUGGACCUGGUGGCCCCAUUGGACCUGGUGGCCCCAUUGGACCGGGUGGCCCCAUUGGACCGGGUGGCCCCGUUGGCCCUGUUGGCCCAAUUGGCCCUGGUGGCCCCAUAUAUCCCAACAUCCCUAGACCGACAUACCCGCCAUGGGUUCAGCCUCCGCCUAUUAUUCAAACCCAGAAUAUUACCAACAUGUGUUUGGCCUUCCGGCACCUUUGUCCGAAUGGCCGCUGUAUCCCUACUCCUGGAAGUUACCGGUGCGAGUGUAACAUGGGCUUCAAGCUACACGUACGGGGGGAGUGUGUGGAUGAAGACGAGUGUGAGCGGAAUCCAUGUGUGCACGGCGAGUGUGUCAACACGGCUGGCUCGUAUUUCUGUCAGUGUCCCACUGGCUUUCAGAGCACAGCUACCAAGACGGAAUGUAGAGAUCUGGACGAGUGCAUAGCCAAUGGGCGCAUCUGCAACAAUGGCCGCUGCGUCAACACUCCAGGCAGCUUCCACUGCGUCUGCAACGCUGGUUUUGAAAUCUCUGCUGAUGGAAAGAACUGCCAAGAUCAGGACGAGUGCCGCAUCAGAAACAUGUGCCUGAAUGGGAUGUGCAUCAACGAGGAUGGCAGCUUCAAAUGCAUCUGCAAGCCAGGCUUCUACUUGGACUCGACCGGGCGCCUCUGCCUGGACAUUGAUGAGUGCCAAACUCAGGGCAUGUGCAUGAACGGACACUGUGUCAACACCGAGGGCUCCUUCAGAUGCGACUGCAUGCCCGGCCUUGCCGUGGGGCUGGAUGGCCGCGUUUGCGUCGACACACAUAUGCGCAGCACAUGUUAUGGAGGUUACAAGAGGGGACAGUGCGUGAGGCCCUUCUUCGGUGCGGUCACAAAGUCCGAGUGUUGCUGUGCCAGUGUUGAGUAUGCAUUUGGAGAACCGUGUCAACCCUGUCCACCGCGGGGCUCAGCUGAAUUCUUGGCACUUUGUAGUCAUGGAGAAGGCACUACAACCGAUGGCAGAGAUAUAAAUGAAUGUGCUUUGGAUCCAGACAUUUGUGAAAAUGGUGUUUGUGAGAAUAUGCUGAGAACAUAUAAAUGCAAUUGCAACACAGGAUUUGAAGUUGACCUUUCUGGGAAACACUGUUAUGAUAUUGAUGAAUGCGCCGUUAACAGACUCUGCGAUAACGGACAGUGCAGAAACACUCCUGGCAGCUUCACCUGCCACUGCUCCAAGGGAUAUGUCUUUCAGCCAGAAACCGAUGUGUGCGAAGAUAUCAACGAGUGUGAGUCCAAUCCCUGUGUAAAUGGGGAGUGCAAGAACAGUCCAGGGUCCUUUGUCUGCUUGUGCCCCACAGGCAGUACCCUGGACAGCUCUGGGACUCAAUGUGUGGAAACCACCAAGGGAACGUGCUGGCUGAAGUUUAUCAAUAACCGAUGUGAAGUCAACAUCAAUGGAGCCACACUGAAGUCCCACUGCUGUGCUACAAUGGGCGAGGCAUGGGGCAGCCCGUGUACCAAGUGUGAGAGAGAUACAAUCUGCUCUAAAGGAUAUGCAAGAGUAAGAGGGACAAUAUGUGAAGAUGUGAAUGAGUGUGAAGUGUUUCCUGGAGUCUGCAUCAACGGAAAGUGUGUAAAUACCGUGGGAUCUUUUAUUUGCCAGUGUCCCACUGGAAUGACUGUGGAUGCCAGUGGUAGAACAUGCAUUGACCUGCGCACCGAGCAGUGCUAUCUGAGCCACGAGGAUGAGCGCUGUGGGGCCCCCAUCCCUGGGAGGCACCGCGUGGAUGCCUGCUGCUGCUCAGUGGGCGCGGCCUGGGGCCCGGAGUGCGAUGAGUGCCCGGAGCACAGCACCCCCGAGUUCAAACAGCUGUGCCCACGAGGCCCCGGCUUCUCCCACAGGGGAGACUUCAUCAAUGGGAAGCCCUUCCUUAAAGAUAUAAACGAGUGCAAAAUGAUCCACAGCCUGUGCUCGAACGGGAGGUGUAGAAACACCAUCGGUAGCUUCAGGUGCAAGUGUGACAGUGGCUUUGCCCUGGACUCACAUGAAAGGAACUGCACUGAUAUCGACGAGUGCCGGAUCUCUCCGGACCUGUGCGGCCACGGUACCUGCGUCAACACGGUGGGAGACUUUGAGUGCGAGUGCUUCAAGGGCUACGAGAGCGGCUUCAUGAUGAUGAAGAACUGCAUGGACAUUGAUGAGUGUGAGAGGAACCCUCUGCUGUGUCGAGGUGGUGAGUGCGUCAACACUGAGGGAAGCUUCCAGUGCCGCUGCCCUGAUGGACACCAGAUCGCCACGGAUGGGUCGGCCUGUCUUGAUAUCAAUGAGUGUGAAUUAAGUGAUAAACUAUGCAAGAACGGACGAUGCAUCAACUUGGUUGGGCGUUACCAGUGCUCCUGUGAUACUGGAUACAAGUCUACAGGGGACAGGCUUUCCUGCAUUGAUAUCGAUGAGUGCACUAUUCAGAAUGGGGGCUGUGAGACCUUCUGCACCAACUCUGAGGGAAGCUAUGAGUGCAGCUGCCGCAGUGGCUAUGCCUUGAUGCCGGACCAGCGCAGCUGCACAGAUAUCGAUGAGUGCGAGGACAAUCCAGAUAUCUGUGAUGGGGGUCAGUGCACAAACAUCCCUGGUGAAUACCAGUGCCUGUGCUUCGAUGGAUUCAUGUCUUCUGAGGAUAUGAAGACCUGUCUGGAUGUUGACGAGUGUGAGCUCAAUCCAAAUAUCUGCCUAAGUGGGAACUGUGAAAACACCAAGGGCUCCUUCAUCUGCCACUGUGACCUGGGCUACUCCGUCAGGAAGGGGACAACGGGCUGUACAGAUAUUAAUGAGUGUGAGAUUGGAGCUCAUAACUGCGACAGACAUGCCACAUGUACCAAUACCGCUGGCAGCUUCAAGUGUAAAUGUAGCCCAGGCUGGAUCGGCAAUGGAAUUAAAUGCACAGACCUGGACGAAUGCUCCAAUGGCACCCACACGUGCAGCAACAAUGCGGACUGCAAGAACACCAUGGGCUCCUACCAGUGCUUGUGCAAGGAGGGCUUCAGCGGGGACGGAUUCUACUGCUCAGACAGUGAUGAGUGUGCGGACAACGUGAACCUGUGCGAGAGCGGACACUGCUUGAACCUCCCAGGGGGAUACCGCUGCGAGUGCGACAUGGGCUUCAUUCCCACCCCGGACGGCAAGGCUUGCGAAGACAUAGAUGAAUGCACCUUUGCAGAUAUUUGUGUCAAUGGAAGGUGCCGGAACAUUCCAGGCCUGUUCAGAUGUGAAUGCCACAUUGGGUAUGAACUUGACAGAAGUGGAGGCAACUGCACAGAUGUGAACGAGUGUGCUGAUCCAACUACUUGCAUCAGUGGAUUUUGUGUUAACACUCCAGGCAGCUACAUCUGCAACUGUCCUCAGGAUUUCGAGCUCAACCCAACUCGUGUUGGAUGUGUGGAUACUCGCUCUGGCAACUGCUACUUGGACGUUAAAAGGCGGGGUGAUGCAUCCCUCAACCUGGACUGUUCUAACGAGAUUGGCGUUGGGGUGUCCAAGGCUUCAUGCUGCUGCUCUCGAGGGCAAGCCUGGGGGAGCCCUUGUGAGGAAUGCCCGCAGCUAAACUCCUCUGAGUACAAAAACUUAUGUCCGGGAGGAGAGGGGUUCCGACCCAACCCCAUCACGGUCAUUCUGGAGGAUAUCAAUGAAUGUCAGGAACUGCCUGGUCUUUGCCAAGGAGGAAACUGCAUUAAUACAUUUGGGAGCUUUCAGUGUGAAUGCCCGAGGGGUUUUGCCCUGAAUGAAGACACCAGGGUCUGUGAAGAUGUUAAUGAAUGCGAGAAUCCUGGGAUCUGUGGUCCAGGCCAGUGCUACAACACCAUAGGAAACUACACCUGUGUCUGUCCCCCUGAUUACAUGCAGGUCAAUGGUGGAAACAACUGCAUGGACAUGCGAAAAAGCCUGUGCUAUAGGAAUUAUUAUUCUGACAAUGGAACAUGUGAUGGUGAGCUCACCUUCAACGUGACAAAGAAGAUGUGUUGCUGCUCCUACAACAUUGGCCGAGCCUGGAACAAACCAUGUGAACAGUGCCCUGUCCCCAGCACCAAUGAAUUUGCUGUCUUGUGUGGCAGUGAGAGACCAGGAUACUACAUUGACAUUUAUACUGGACGGGUAGUAGACAUUGAUGAGUGCAGGGAGAUCCCGGGCGUUUGUGAGAAUGGCGUGUGCAUCAACAUGAUUGGCAGCUUCAGGUGUGAGUGUCCCAUGGGUUUCAUCUACAAUGACAAGCUUCUCGUCUGCGAAGACAUCGAUGAGUGCCAGAAUGGACCGGUCUGCCAGCGGAACGCUGUCUGCCUUAACCUCCCCGGAAGCUACCGCUGCGAGUGCAAGCCCGGGUACCGGUUCACCCCCACUGGCCAGUGCCUUGAUCGAAAUGAAUGCAUUGAGAACCCUGGGAUCUGCAGCCCAGGACAGUGCAUUGACACAGUGGGAAGCUAUCGCUGCAUCUGUCCCAACGGGUUCAAAGCAACUCCAGAUUCGUCCAUGUGUAUUGAUGUGGAUGAGUGCGAGCGGCAGCCAUGUGGGAAUGGGACAUGCAAAAACACAGUAGGGUCAUACAACUGCCUGUGCUACCCUGGCUUCCAGCUCUCCCACAACAAUGACUGCAUAGAUUUGGAUGAGUGCGCCACACAGAGGGGUCUGUGUCGGAAUGGCGACUGCGUCAACACCCUGGGCUCCUUUGUGUGCUUGUGCCGCGAUGGCUUUGAGCUCACGCCCGAUGGCAGGAUCUGUGCGGAUAUCAAUGAAUGUCUUGUCAAUCCUGGAACAUGUGGCCCUGGAAGCUGUCAAAACCUGGAUGGAUCCUACAGAUGUAUCUGCUCUUCGGGAUACUCUUUGGUUGAUGAUAAGUGUAAAGACAUUGAUGAAUGUGAAGGUACCCCCGAUAUCUGUGUUUUUGGCACUUGCACCAACACGGAGGGCAGUUUUAAGUGUAGUUGUCCAGAAGGGUUCCAACUUUCCUCAUCUGGGAGGAGAUGCACGGAUAUACGUGUCAGCUAUUGCUACACCAAGUUUGAGAGUGGUGUUUGCUUGGCCCCAAAACCCAUGAACACCACCAAAGGGGACUGCUGCUGCAGUGCCAUGCCAGGACAGGGUUGGGGUACCCCGUGUGAAAUCUGCCCCACCCCGGCCGAGGAUGUGUUUUCCCUGCUCUGCCAUGCACUUGGCCAAAAAUUUGGUCCAAAUGACAAUGCUGUUGAUAUUGACGAGUGCGCUACAAACCCCAACAUCUGUAACAAUGGAGUGUGCAUCAACACUGAUAGAUCCUUCCGCUGCGAGUGUCCUUUUGGUUUCCGACUGGACUACACUGGGGUCAACUGUGAGGAUACCAAUGAGUGUGACGUGGGAAACCCCUGUGGCAAUGGCACCUGCACCAACGUGGUUGGAGCUUUUGAGUGCGCCUGUGAUGAUGGCUUUGAACCCGGGCCUAUGAUGACAUGUGAAGAUGUGAACGAAUGUGCGCAGAACCCCCUGCUCUGUGCCUUCCGCUGUGUCAACACCGUGGGCUCCUACGAGUGCAAAUGCCCUGCGGGCUACGUGCUCAGAGAAGACAAGAGAAUGUGCAGAGACCAGAACGAGUGCGAGGACGGCGUCGACGACUGCGACUCCCGGGGAAUGACCUGCAAGAAUCUCAUCGGCACGUACAUGUGCAUCUGCUCCCCGGGGUACGUCCGCCAGCCCAACGGGGAGGGCUGCAUGGACCUAAACGAGUGUUCUACCAAGCCAGGAAUCUGUCAGAAUGGCCGAUGUGAAAACACAAUUGGCAGCUACCGGUGCAGGUGCAACCUGGGCUUCAGUCCGAGCCCCACGCAGACAGAGUGCAUAGACAACAGGAAGGGUUUCUGCUUCACGGAGGUCCUGCAGACCCUAUGCCAGAUGACCUCGAGCAGCCGGAACAGUGUCACCAAGUCCGAGUGCUGCUGCGAUGGAGGCCGUGGCUGGGGCCCCGACUGUGAGCUGUGCCCCUUGCCUGGAACCACUCAGUAUAAGAAGAUGUGCCCCAUGGGCCCUGGAUACACCACUGAUGGCAAGGAUAUUGACGAGUGCCGCGUCAUGGGCAACCUGUGCCGUAAUGGCCAAUGUGUGAACACCAUUGGUUCUUACAACUGCAUAUGCAAACCUGGGUAUGCCACGGACAUCAGCGGGACCACAUGUGUGGAUGUGGACGAGUGCAUCCAGGCGCCAAAGCCAUGCAACUUCAUCUGCAAAAACACGGAGGGGGCCUACCUGUGCUCCUGUCCCAGGGGGUACAUCCUGCAGGAAGAUGGCAAGAGCUGCAGAGAUCUGGAUGAAUGUUCGACCAAGCAGCACAAUUGCCAGUUCCUGUGUGUCAACACCAUUGGGGGUUUCACCUGUAAAUGCCCCCCUGGCUUCACCCAGCACCACACUGCCUGCAUUGACAAUAACGAGUGCGCCACCGACCCCAGCCUGUGCGGCACCAACGGGGUGUGUCAGAACAGCCCCGGGAGCUUCAACUGCGAGUGCCAGCGCGGCUUCUCCCUGGGCCAGACCGGACAAAGCUGCGAAGACAUGGACGAAUGCGAUGGGAACCAUCGCUGUCAGCACGGCUGUCAGAACCUGGUGGGCGGGUACCGCUGCAGCUGUCCCCAGGGCUACCUCCAGCACUACCAGUGGAACCAGUGUGUGGAUGAAAACGAAUGCCAGAACAGCCAGGUCUGUGGGGAAGCCUCGUGCCACAACACUCUGGGAAGCUUCCGCUGCCUGUGUCCCACGGGCUUCAACUACGAGCAGUUCAGCGGAGGAUGCCAGGAUGUGAACGAAUGCUCAUCCUCCCAGAACCCCUGCAACUACGGCUGCUCCAACACUGACGGGGGCUACCUGUGCGGCUGCCCACCUGGAUACUACAGGGCGGGCCAAGGGCACUGUGUCUCAGGGGUGGGCUUCGGGAGUGGAGCUCUGGGGCCUGGUCAGGGCGGUGAGGCGGACGAUAACUCUCUUUCCCCCGAGGCUUGUUACGAGUGUAAAAUUAACGGCUAUCCAAAGAAAGGCAGGAAACGCAGAAGCACUAACGGAACCGAUGACACACCUGUGGGAGAGUCACAGGAUGAACAAGAGGCCAUCAGCCUGGCAAGCGUGGAUAUCGAAGACACCAUCUUGUUUAACUUCAACAUCAGUGACCUAAACAGCAAAGACCAUCUCCUGGAGUUUACUCCCGCUCUCUCCACGCUGACUGACCAUGUCCGCUACAUGAUCAACUUUGGGAAUGACGAGGGCCUGUUCCGAAUCAACCAGAAACAAGGAAUAAGCUACCUUCACUUAACCAAGAAGAAACUUCUUCCGGGAGCGUAUUAUUUACAAAUCAGCAGUGUGCCACUGUACAAAAAGAAAGAACUGGCCCAUCUGGAGGACGAGCAUGACAAAGACUACCUCACAGGACAGCUGGGGGACGCCUUGAACAUGAAGGUGCAGAUAGUUCUCCAUUAACAAAUUCCGCAAAAGACCGCAAAAACGUUCGCUGCCAAAGAAAUAGGGGGACUGCAUUGUUGACUCCGAAAGACGAUUCUACAUAUCAUGGAUACGAUUUCUUAUCACGUGUAAAGUGUGAAGUAAUAAAAUUACUAAGUGCAGCUGCAUGUUCAGAAAGCUAAGGGAGGGAGCAGAGCUGAGUGGAGGAAAAAAAGGUUAAUAUGCAAACCCCCCAAAAUCAAAAUCGCUUUCUCAGGCUUUGUAUAAAAAGCUCUUUUGAAUAAGGUUUUGUAUGAUGGUAUGUUGAAUCUUUCAACUUUCAGUGACACAUGUAAAUUGGAAGAAGUCACUGACGUUGAGAUAUUUUCACCAGAAGUUGAAGAUUUUUUUUAUUUUGUUUGGGCUCGAAGGACCUUUGUCUUCAUUAACUUCUCUUUUCAAUCUUUUCAAUUGAAUAGAUCAAAAUUUUAUAUUACCUGGUGCUAGCAACGUGACAUCUUAGAUUUAUGAAUGCACUGUAAUAUUUUGCAAAGACGGUAGCCAAAAACACCACUUUUCUACUGGUUGAAGAUUUCAAGUUACUUUGCAACCAACCAAAGUUAACUCAAUAGCUUUUCUGUUCUGUUAUGCCUGAACUACAUGUAAAUUAAGUGUGUUUAUACUGUAAUCAUGCCACUUUUUUUAAUCAUGGAAGCAUUUGUAAACUAGAUAAAGCCCUGUACAGAAGGGUUUUGUAAUGGUGCUUAUAAUGACCAACUACUUCUUUUUAACUGUAUACACCAUUCUGAUGAUGCAAUAUCUGUGACUUAAUUAUGCACUGAGGCCUUCCUGGCCACAUACAUUUUCGCAAGUACAAUCAGUGCCGUCAUCAUGUCAAGAUGACGUGAAUGAGACCAUCUUUCAGUGUCUGUUCACAUCAAUGAGGGUUUAGUUUCAGUAAAUUCACAAUAAAAAACAUAUUUUUGGUUUAAA